AUGUCAUCGGCAAUAUAUAUUCUAGAUGAGGGAUUGAAUUUGCUUAUCCAUAGGGAAUAUAAGGAAGAGUUAAAUAAUGACUUCAUUAUCGAAAAAUUCAAGGAGUUGUUCAUUGAGUCGCUCCCUGUAUCUCAGCCCAUACUUUAUUCAGACGGCGUCACAUAUGUCUGCUUAAGGUGCGACGACGUCUAUAUGAUGUCCCCUGUAUAUGAAGAUGUCAAUGUGAUGCGCCUUAUGACGUUUUUAAACAAGUUCUCGCACGUGUUAAGAAGUUAUUUCAUUGAAUACCACUUUCUUGAUAGGUGUUCUAAGCGAAUUGAUUCUGAUCUUAUCAAAGAUAAUUAUAUUCUAAUCUACGAAUUAUUUGAUGAGACGUUGGAUUGGGGGCUUCCCCAACUUACUGAGUUCAGUAUUCUCAAAGAAUACGUGAAACCGAUUGAGCAGAAGGUUGUAAUGACAGAAAAGGAGAAGGAUAACCGCAAAUCGGAUGCUGCUGCUUCACUGGAUAAGCAGAUAGAGGCCGACAUUAAUUCGAGCAUAUCAAGAGCAUCAACCGCGAUGAUAUCUUGGAGGCCUAAGGGUAUUUUCUAUAACAAAAACGAAUUCUUUAUGGAUUUCGACGAGCAUUUGAAAUUCAAGUACAACUUCAACGCGAAGAAGGUGAUAGUAAAUCACAUAUCAGGACAGAUAUUAUGCCGGAGUUUCCUUAGUGGAAUGCCUGCUCUAAAACUAGAACUAAACGAGCAGAUCGAACAGAAAAAUGACAAUAGUGAACUUCUAGAGACCAGAAGCAUUUUCACCAAUGUUAACUAUCAUCAAUGCGUUGAAUUGAGUGCUAUUCACAACAGUUCGCUCAGUUUUGUUCCACCGGAUGGUGAAUUCAAGCUUUUAUUUUAUCAGAUCUUGCAAACAUCUGUUUUAAAGCCAUUGAUCUUAGUCAAGCCUCUUUACCGCAUCUUUUACAAAGAGGGAAGAUUUAUACUUCGAAUUAAAGCAGAGAUACUUACAAGUUUCAAACGAAAAUAUUCCAUGACAGAUAUUGCCAUCAAAUUUCCAUUAUUGGUACCUCUGGAACCAUUCAAAAUUGAUUUUGAUCAGCCCUUAAGAUAUAAAACGAAGUUGGGUAAAGUUACGCAUAAUUUAGAUUCACAUUCGGUCACUUGGCAUAUAGCUAAACUUGAAGGUUUGUCUAAGGGAGAUAUGAUGUGUGACUUUCAAUUGGUGGUCAAGCCGAAGCUUUUUGAGGAAUAUGAGGAGGAUAUGCUUCACAAUAAGCAGUCAAAAAACGAUCUCAUAUAUUUUGAUUUACCAUCAGAGGCUAGUAACUUGAAAGGAAAAUCAAAUAAUAUGGCUUUGAGCUCUGCGAUGGAAAAUGUAUUGGACUCACGAGCCGAAAAUAAGGAUAUAUUGGUAACGGUGGCUUUCAAGUUGAGUGCCAUGCUCUACAGUGGAUUGAAGGUUAAUUACUUGCAAAUCAAAGAACCUCAGAUAGAUUUUCACAGUUUUUCUUGGGUCAAGUAUAAGACUAUAUGUGAGGGAGAUGAUUACUCGUUUGUAGUGAGCGAUGAUCAAAUACAGGUUGACUUGACCGAACAGCAGAUAGCUGAAUCGGGAAAUAUCCAGACUUCACCAAAUGAUAACACUAAGGAGCCUAAUUUUAACGAGAGAGAUAAUGAUAAUAAUCACGGAGAUCAACAUAAUGAUGAGAUUGCACCUGCUGUACAAUCCAGCACUGUAUAUAGCUACGGGGAUAGAGUGAUUGAUUUUGAGGAGUAUAAAAUAGAGGGAGAAGGAGCAAAUGAUCAGGCAUCUGGUUAUCCUUCUAAAUAG
Messenger RNA from Brettanomyces nanus, 1830 nucleotides. RefSeq lists its product as uncharacterized. Gene Ontology annotation, cellular component: AP-2 adaptor complex; cytoplasmic vesicle. The record is from RefSeq and is a predicted model, not a curated record. Gene Ontology annotation, biological process: clathrin-dependent endocytosis; intracellular protein transport. Gene Ontology annotation, molecular function: clathrin-cargo adaptor activity. Lineage: Eukaryota; Fungi; Ascomycota; Pichiomycetes; Pichiales; Pichiaceae. The transcript has a single exon. The coding region runs from base 1 to 1830 and encodes 609 amino acids.